Molecule: messenger RNA, 1444 nt
Organism: Aspergillus pseudonomiae
Lineage: Eukaryota; Fungi; Ascomycota; Eurotiomycetes; Eurotiales; Aspergillaceae
Exons: 3
Coding region: 627-1352 (241 amino acids)
Source: RefSeq, a predicted model, not a curated record
AGUUUAUGCAGCUAGACUGUAAUGUUGGGCUGAGUACCAUGCUUUAGAGGAAAGGAAAAAUUAUAGUUUCUGGAGAGGACGGCAAGAACCAGAUCGACACGUGACAGGGCAGCUUGGUCGCAGAUUAGCUUUACUCCCCCCGACCGGGAACGGUAGUUAAAGUAAGAUCUCCCUCGGCACAUCAUCUCAAAGACAGUUUGGCUGGGUUAAGGUGAUGAACAAUGAGCUAUCACUGGGUCCAGUGGAGCAGCGCAUCAUAAUAGUGGGAUUUUUGCUGCAGCUUGCGGCGGGAACAUCCCAUUUCAAGUGGAGAUGAAGGAGUCUAAAUCCGGACAGGUCACAGCUGGUUGGAACCACUGUUCCCUCCGUUGAGUGCGUAAUAAGAUCCAUACACUUGAAGGGAGAUUGAAUCGUGAGGAGUGGCGCCUUCGGUACAACGUCAUUAGCCGUCAGUCGCUGCUUAUUCAUUCAAGAGCUAACAAUUGUCGCACUCCUCUAUCAUCGCUCUCCCCGAUUCCUCAGACGGUGUCUGUUUCACGCUUUCUAGGCUUGUAUUGAUCGCAAUUUCACUGUUCGGGUGGGUGUCACUAUCUAGUGUAUCAAUACACCAUCAUUCUCUUGCAGCUAUGGUUUCUACGCGACACCAUCCCCGCGACUUUCCGCCUCCAUCAACGGGAAAGGCUUCCUCACCAUCUCACAACGAUGGCGCUACGAACCGAUAUGCACACGCCCCGUCGACUGCCAUUAUCAUUUGGCUUGUCUUGUCAGUCCCGCUAGUUAUCUGGGAUGCAGGCUAUGUAUUGCUCCGGCCGCAUAGCAUGCCAGGCAACAAAUUCCACUCCCCUAUUUGGAUUCCUUAUGCGCAGUAUGGAGCCAUUGACUAUCUCUACGGCUGGCCGGCGUUCAACGCUCGGAACGGGUUCCCAGCAGCACAGACGGUCUUGAACCUUGUGGAAUGUGUCGGGUACAUCUAUUACCUCUGGAUCGUGUAUAGGCACGGAGUCUCCGCGUCGGGCGGUCGCGGGCAGCGCAAAGCCAAAAAGGGGCUUAUUUGGAUGCUGAGAACCGAGAAGGUGGUCUCUGGCCGAACUGGAGCCACUGCCCUUUUAGUCGCGUACAGCGCAUCCCUGGCGACUCUCAGCAAGACUGUCCUCUACUGGCUGAACGAGGCUUUCUCUGGCUUUGAUAACAUUGGACAUAACGAUGCUGUAACUCUGAUAUUCCUGUGGAUUAUACCAAACGGUCUUUGGAUUGUUUUCCCUGGCUACAAUAUGUAUACUUUGGGCGCAGAGAUCGUGGCUUCCCUUGACAGCGCCGUGCCACGGCCGCGUGCUGGGCGCCCUAGGUCGUAGUAGGAUCCGUUGCCGGAACGGCAUUUAUGCGGGGGACUGUUACAUGGCAUGCCACGCGUGGAACAUGAACCGCAGCCGAACGAAGCAUCUUG